AUGGUUGAUAUGGCGAGGUCAAAAUGCGCUGCUCCCGAUGGCGCCUCUGCAGAAAUCGCAGACGGCAUAGUCGAGCCUCUUGUGCAACAUAUCAAGGCUAGGAAGAACCCUGCGUCAUUUCAUUUCUACAAAGCUGUUGGCAGCCAGAGGUAUCGCAGACUCGCUGAUCCCUCCAAGAAUGUACAUGGAUUCCUACAAUCGAAGCUGCUGUCGCUCAGACGACUAGAUGAAAUGAGCGAACAUUUAUGGCUUGCAGGUGCACGACGUCCGCCCACGCAGCUGCAUUGGCAAGUUGCCCUUGGCCUCUCCACGAAAAGCGACUUCCAUAUUGCCGUUGAGAAGCGACUGUUACCGAGAGAGCCCGACGACUCAACAAUAACAUGGACGCAGUGGCAAUAUCUGGUGAGAGAACUCAUCGCCCAGCAUCACCCGGAUAAAAUUUAUCUUCGCUUCCCCCAUGCAGAGCUUCGCUUAUCGCGAAUCAACGCUAUUCCUCAGACUAUGAAGUUCGCUCAAGCAUACUUUGGUGGAUGGAAUAAUUAUUCCAGCUUCUUCCGUGACAAUCUCGCUUGGAUUGCUGCAAUCACCGCAUACAUGGUCUUGUUUUUAACCGCAAUGCAGGUCGGGCUUGCGACCGAGCAGCUUCAAAAUAGCCCUGUCUUUCAGAGGGCGUCGUAUGUCUUUACACUCCUUGGAAUUCUGAGGCCUAUAGGAUUGGGUAGUAUGGUAUUGCUGCGUGCCAAGUUGCCCAACGGUUUCACAAGCGAGCUUCAAAGCCGGGAUGAAAUUGAGACACGCAUGGCUUACAAAAUCUUUACGAUUGCCUUGGCUUUGGCCACUGGCGUUUCUCAAGUUGUCGCUCAGGAAUGUGCUCAAAACCUCUUAACCACACACGGCGGUGUCCAAUUCUAUCUCUAUGACGAUUCUAUUCCUGCAAACAACUACAGACCUCUUCAACUUCGCCCCAGCCAAGAUGGCAAGUUCAGCUACCUCGCUAUAGACAACAGCUCUCCGGUCUUUACUGCCAACCUCGAUAAUGGCGUUUUGGUCAGCGAAAGCAAGAGCUCUGACGGCACUCUUUUCGACACAGACGCUAGGGGUUUCCUGCAAAACUACACCAAUGUGGACAAUUACAUCCCACCUACUUUUGUAGGCCAGCUCGCCUUUGCCAAUACUUCAACCUUUUCCAACGCGUCUGAUGCCAACUGGCUUCUGGGCCCUUCAGGUGGAACAAACGUCUACAACCUCUGGCACAACGAGCCUGUCAACACGCUCAACGGAAUGCAGAUUUGCGAAGCUGAUUUUGAUCUUAAUGAAGAUGGCACUCCUUGGUAUUAUUUCCAAUACGUGGACUGGGUGGUCUACUACCCACCAAAUUGUGAAUUUGUUGCAAUUUUAACCAAGGUCACUACGCCGGACCUGCCUUCAUGCUAG
Molecule: messenger RNA, 1434 nt
Organism: Trichoderma gamsii
Lineage: Eukaryota; Fungi; Ascomycota; Sordariomycetes; Hypocreales; Hypocreaceae
Exons: 4
Coding region: 1-1434 (477 amino acids)
Source: RefSeq, a predicted model, not a curated record